Messenger RNA from Cyclopterus lumpus (lumpfish), 546 nucleotides. Its product is annotated as transcription factor HES-5-like. Lineage: Eukaryota; Metazoa; Chordata; Actinopteri; Perciformes; Cyclopteridae. Gene Ontology annotation, cellular component: nucleus. The transcript is spliced from 2 exons. Gene Ontology annotation, molecular function: protein dimerization activity; RNA polymerase II cis-regulatory region sequence-specific DNA binding; DNA-binding transcription factor activity, RNA polymerase II-specific. Gene Ontology annotation, biological process: regulation of transcription by RNA polymerase II; anterior/posterior pattern specification; regulation of neurogenesis. The coding region runs from base 1 to 546 and encodes 181 amino acids. The record is from RefSeq and is a predicted model, not a curated record.
AUGGAGCCAGCAGAGAUCAGAUUCUCUCUACAGAGACCUCUACAGCACAGAGAUCCAGACAUGGCUCCUACAAUCACUGCAGCAAUGACCAAUUCUCAGGAGCAUCUGACUCUGACCCACAAGAUCAGAAAGCCUCUGGUGGAGAAGUUACGCAGAGAGAGAAUCAACAGCAGCAUUGAGCAGCUCAAGUCUCUCCUGGAUCCAGAGUUCCUCAAACAGCAGCCAGACUCCAAGCUGGAGAAAGCAGACAUCCUGGAGAUGACCGUUUGUGUCCUGAGACGACUGCAGCAGCAGAAUCAAGCUGUGGACUCUGCAGCUGUUGGUCAGGGCUACUCCAGAUGUGUCCAAGAGGUGACACACUUCCUGUCCAAGGAGCAGGGGAAGACACAGUCCAAGAGAAGACUGAUGAACCACUUCAACAAGCUGCAGUCUUCCUCUGAUAAGAGCCUGAGAGAGGCUGACUUCUCUCCUCUGAGCUCCACAGUCCAGACCAGCAUCAGCAAAGAGAAGAGUCCAGUCAACAGCGCCCUCUGGAGGCCAUGGUAG